AUGGACCGUUGCUGUGUUGUUAAAAAGUUUUUAGCGACUAUUAGGUACUCACCAAGAGGCGAACUCGGAGAUGCUUUCAUAGCGUUCAGUACUGAUGAAGACGCACGUCAAGCCAUGAUGCUCGACGGCGGCAAAAUCAAAGAAAUACAAGUGAAGCUGCUGCUCAGCUCCCGCUCCGAAAUGCACAAAGUGAUAGAAGCCGCGCGACAAAGCGUACCACUGCUCAGUCUCGCUGCACCUGCACCGGUCGCCACUUCGGUGUCAGCUCCCGUCACCGUUCCUGCACCCGCUACAGUCACUGUACAACAGCCACUGAUUCAAGCACUAACUCCUUUUUCCGCAGCUCUUGGUAAUAACACACUCUCUAGUUUUGGUAUUCCGGGCAUCGGAAAUCCUCAAGAGAUUCCACAGCCCGCAGUUAUUGAACCACCUGCACCGUUAAUUAGCCCUUCGGCUAAUAACUCAAACGCCGAGGAUGAUAAAGAAGAAGACAAGAUGGAAAGGAAGCGCAGUCGUGAGAAAGAUCGGCGCCGCACUAGAUCGCGAUCUAGGUCACGAGAUAGAGAGAGGAAAGACCGUAAAAGAGACCGCCGUGAUAGAUCGCGGUCACGAGAAAGGCGUCGUCGUGAUCGCAGCCGGAGCAGAGAACGGCGGGACCGAAAACGAGAUAGGAAAGAUCGCAGUCGUUCUAGAGAUCGAUCACCUUCGCGGCGUUCUCGUGACCGUAGAAAUGACCGGGUUUUGUCCGGGUCGCAAGAAAACAGUGUUGAUAAUAUUCAAGAUAUUGCCAAUACAACUGCGCCAACUAAUUUUCCAAGUAUAAAUCAAAACGCAAUGCCGCAAAUACAACAAAUGUUGCAAAACAAUGUAAUGCAAAACAGGCCUGUAGGUCGAGGUGACUCACCCAUUAACCGCUUCACUGAUCCUUCUAUAGCCGAAGCGUUCAAUAAGUUACAAGAGCUAGGCAAGAAGCGUAAUCCACACGCCUUCCAAGGAGAACAAAACGGUAAUGGCGGCGGCAGGAUCCAAAGUCCAACAGCACGGGGCGGCAUGUCACGGGGUGGCGGCUCUUUCAGAACGCGUGAAGGAAGACCAACACGAUUUGAAAAUAACGAGCAACAAAGAGACUGUUGCGUUGCUAUCAGAAAUGCUCCGAACCACACAAGCUACGGUGAUGUUCGCCGCUUCUUCCCAUUUUUGAUUGACAAACAUGGCAUAAAAAUGAUUAAUGACAGUAUGGGACGUCGGACAGGUAACAUUUAUGUAAGGUUCUGUGACCCUCGCUCUAAACAGCAUGCAUUGCAACGUAAAAGCAAUGAGUUAAAAGGAGCAGAAGUUCUCGUAGAAACCCUAGACGACAGCGUGUACGAAACAGCGGUAGAUUCCUUUCUACCUUAUCGCGAGGACAAUGACGAGGAGGAAACUAGCCUAGCCACGGCUGACCCAGAACCAAAAUCUCAGACUCCUCUUAGUGUUAUUAAAAUGUCUGAUUUACCCAAUUUCGUUAAAGAACAUGAUAUUAUUAAGUCUUUUAGUGAUUUCUCGCUACUUUCCAUAAUGCUCAACGAUUGUCGUCUUACCAGGACCAAAACUGCUUACGUGCAGUUCGUUAAACCUGAAGACGCCAGACUAGCCCUUGAGAGAAAAGAUAGAUACAUAUUUGGAAGAAGAACAGCAACUGUUACUACUAUAUCAGUUGCAGAAUAUGAAAAGGACAAACUAGCCCAGACUAAUAAGUCACAAGAACCACAAACAAACUUUCCGCCUCAGAUUGAAGCGCCACAGGAGAUGACUGCCCCACGUGACCCCCGGCAACGUCGGAAACAGGUGGAUAACGGACCCGCCACUAAGGGCGUUGCACUUCAGGUACAACCCCAAGGAGCACCAUUCUUCUCACCGCCCUUUGUGCAGCAGCAAGGUUUUCCUGGACAAUUCCCAGGACAGUUCGGCGUAUUCCAGGGCCCAGGUAGUGCUCCCAUGGAUCCUCGUACGGCCGCAUCCAAUUGGACUAACAGACCACAAUUUCCAAACCAAAUGGACUCGAUAGUAAAUUCAAAUGUCAUGUCGAACGACUCAGAGAAUGAGCCUCUCGACUGUGUACUAAUGAAAGGUCUGCCACGAGAUGCUACUGACAGAACUAUAGUAACUUUUUUUUCGGAUACGAGUGCGGUACCUGCUCGGAUACAUUUAAUGCUAGAUACAAACGGAAUGCCGUCCGGUGAUUGCUUUUGCGAAUUCCGGUCAACUCAAGAAGCGAGAAUGGCUCACACCAAACACGGAAAAAAUCUAGAGGGCUGUCGAGUUACUAUUGAUUUGGUUCCACGAAGUGUGGUAGAGGAAGCUCUUGAGGGCCCUAAACCGCAGCAGGAUAGUCUUCUAGGAAACAGUCCAAUGCCGCCGCAGCAGUUCUUCGAACCCGGCCCUAUUAUGCGCGGAGGCGGUGGAUUCCGAGGUGGAUUCAGAGGUCGCGGUGGAUUCGAUAGGGGAGGCUUUGAUAGAGGUGGAUUUAAUCGCGGUGGUUACGAAGGGCGAGGGACCUUUAGAGGCCGUGGCAACUUCAACGACAGAGGUCGCGGGUUCGAUCGUGGUCGUGGCCGCGGUCGCGGUUUUGGUCGUGGUGGUGCAAGUGCAGGCGGCUUUAAUGAAAACAGUCGCAAUGAGGAUGACCACGAUCCUGCACUUGACGAUUUCGGAGCCCCAGGGUGUGUGGUCUCGAUGGAGAAUGUUCCAUUCCGAGCAAGCAUCGACGAUAUCAUGAAUUUUUUCUCUGAAUUUGAAUUAACCCAGGAUGAUGUAAUCCGCCGGUACAACGAGCGCGGACAGGCCACUGGCGACGCGCGUGUCGCCUUCCGCACGCCCUUCGACGCACAGCGGGCAGUGAAGACGCGACAUAUGGACAUGAUUCACGACCGGCGGAUCAGUCUUUGCGUGCUAUAG
This is a messenger RNA of Arctia plantaginis, 2937 nucleotides long. The record is from the annotation of a GenBank genome assembly. NCBI's taxonomy places the organism in Eukaryota, Metazoa, Arthropoda, Insecta, Lepidoptera, Erebidae.